Pseudozyma flocculosa PF-1 is the source of this 4332-nucleotide messenger RNA. RefSeq lists its product as uncharacterized. The coding region runs from base 1 to 4332 and encodes 1443 amino acids. Gene Ontology annotation, biological process: carbohydrate metabolic process. Gene Ontology annotation, molecular function: hexosyltransferase activity; UDP-glycosyltransferase activity. The record is from RefSeq and is a predicted model, not a curated record. The transcript is spliced from 2 exons. Lineage: Eukaryota; Fungi; Basidiomycota; Ustilaginomycetes; Ustilaginales; Ustilaginaceae.
AUGCAGAUGCUCAGCAUGGUCGGCAGCCGCUUUUUCGACGCAGAGGGACAGGGCAUCAUGGAGGACGACGACCUCGACGAGGCAGACGACGACAUCCUCGGCCAGCCUCCGCGGCGGCGCUCGCUCACGGGCGAGCUGGAAACCGAGUCUGCCGCAGCCUUGGACCCGACAGCCUGGCUGAGUUCCCGCAGCCGCCGCCUGAGGACCGAUCGGGGCUUGUAUCCCGGCAGGCACGAGGCGUUCGACGAUCAAGCGACGCCGCUGGGCGGGCAGACUCCCUUGGCGGCCUCGGCCAUCUCGGUACACCGCGCCAAAAAGCCACCGACAUCCCCCUUUGGAAGCCACAGCGAAACAGCGCAGCGGCGCUCCCAGGCACGCGCCAAGCGCCAGGACGACCUGGCCGGCAGGCAGAGCAGCCGGCAUCCGUUCGCCGAGGCCUCUGCCGACACGGGCGAAGAAGGCGAUUCCGAGGACAGCGGCACGGACGAGCCUCGAUCCGCGGUCGACACGGCUCCUGGUCCAUCGCAUCUUGAUGAUGGACCGAGACAGUCGCUAGAGACGCAGGAUGACACCACGGAAGCAAAAUCAGCGCCGAUGCCCAGCGAGGCUUCCACCUCGCGACUGCAACCACCCUUCGAGGUCUUGCCGCCCGAAGGUUCUGGCGCUGCCGACGAUGCCUUGCCUCGCCGCGACGAUGUAGAGCAGCUGCUUGUCCAGCUUCACCGCCUGUUCGAUCUCGAGCCAACCGAGGAGCUGUUGUCGGCGCACCGGUGCUGGCUCUUCCGUUCUAUCCUGCUCCAAGGCCACGUCUACCUCACGACGGGCCACCUCUGCUUCUACGCCUACCUUCCCUCGCGCGAGAACCGCCUGCUGCGCUCCGGACCGAUCGCCAAGCUGACGCGGCGGACGCACCGAUUCAGCAAGCACUGGGCCACGCUCCGGAGCGGGCUGCUCAGCUGGUUCGACAGCGCCCGCGACCCCUACUUUCCGCAGGGCUUCAUCGACCUGCGGCGUGUCUCUGCCGUCGAGGCAUCCUCCAAGCACCUGGAUCGCUUCAAGGUGACGACGCCGUAUCGCCGCUUCACGUUCCAGGUCGAGUCCGAGGCCAGCCGCAAUGCCUGGAUCACGGCGCUGAGGAAGGAGGUCUUCAAGGCGCACAACGAGGGCGAGAGCGUCAAGAUCAGCAUCCCACUCGAGACGGUCAUUGACGUCGACACGACCCUGUCCGUCGACCAGACCGAGAUGGUGUGCAUCAAGGUGGUCGACGAGCUCGCCGGCUUCGCCAUCGACGAAUACUUUUUCCUGCACCUGUCGAGGCGCGACGAGUUUCUGCGGACCACGAAGCGCAUCGCCUUCGGAAACAGCCGCUCCGGAUCGGAUCCGCUCCGCUGGUCGCGGGCAAGCAUCCAAGACUCGACAGGCGGGAUGGCCAACACCGUCACGCUACCAAAUGCUCCGCUCGACGAGGUGCCCGCGCUCCCGAUCUCCACCACGCUGAGGAGACAGGGCUCGUCGGCCUCGGCAAAGACGAUGUCGGCAGCCCGUGCGGGGGCAGACGCCUCAAAAGGAUCAGCUCUGAAGGCAGAAGGCGAGGCUGGGCAGCGUCCGAUUGCUAUUCCGCGGCUCGACGCUGCCAAGGGCCGGCCAGCGGCCACAAUGGAUGCAGACGCCGACCACCUGUCCUGCACGCCCACGGCAAGGACGAUGGAAGGAGCCCUCGGAGACAGCUCCUUCGUCUAUCCGCCAUCGCCCACCGGGAGCGAGCCCCCGCCCUCGUUUGAACAGGUCCAGAAAGAGGCGGAACGAGGCUGGGCCCUUCCAAAGUGGAUCAAGGACACGCCGAAUCGGAUGCUCGGCGGCGGCUCGGCUGCCGAUGCCCUCGCCGGCUGGAUGGGAGGCACCUCGCGCCGUCACCAUCGCCGCAUCGUCGAGCUUUGGCCCAAGGACACCCACCUCGGCGACGACGACGACCAGGACGCACGCUCUGCGGCGGGCGAGGACUUGUCCAACUCGGGCUACUCGUCCUUCUCGGUCCUCGACGCCCCCGACGAGGAUCGAGACGCCCCGACCGAGGCGGGCCGCUUCGAAGAGCAGUUCCGCGAGACGUUUGGGCUGCCGGAGGAUGAGCGCCUGGUCGGCCACGUCCACGCCACGCUCUUCCGGGUCCUGCCCAUCACGGGUAGGGCGUUCGUCUCGACACGCCACCUCGCGUUCCGCUCUUCGGGCAUAGCGCAGAAGACCGUGGGGCGUACGCUGAUGCUGAUCCCGCUCUCGGACGUCGUCUCGGCCGCGCGGCAACCGGCGUUCCGCUUCGGGCAGCACGGCGUCGUGGUCACCGUUCGAGGGCACGAAGAGGUCUUCCUCGAACUGGCCUCGGCAGAGCGCAGGGACGAGAUGCUCUCCCUGAUCGACCUCCAGCUCGACCACAUCAGAGCAGACGACCCGGACGACGACGAUCUCGCCGCCGUCGGAGGCGACGCGGCGGCAGGCUCGGAGAGGUCGAACGCGCUCGUGCUACGGGACCUCAGCGAACAGCUCGACCAAAGCUUCGACUCUGCCUCGGCCAGCACCUCGACCCUGUCGUCGCACCUCUCGAUGCUGGGCCAGUCGUCGGCCUCGAUAAUGCGGUCCGACUCGUCGGCGCUGCUCUCGUUCAAGCCGGCCAAGCCGCUGGUCUUUACCAUGCUGACGAUCGGCUCGCGAGGCGACGUGCAGCCCUACAUUGCCCUCGGCAAGGGCCUGCAGGCCGAUGGCCACCGCGUGCGCAUCGCCACGCACCCCGAGUUUGGCGACUGGGUCAAGGGCCACGGGAUCGAGUUUAGUGGCAUCGGCGGAGAUCCUGCCGAGCUGAUGCGCAUCUGCGUCGAGAACGGCACGUUUACGGUGUCGUUUCUGAGGGAGGGCGUCACCAAGUUCCGUGGCUGGCUCGAUGACCUGCUGCUGUCCAGCUGGCAUGCCUGCCAGGGCAGCGACGUCAUCAUCGAGAGCCCCUCGGCCAUCGCCGGCAUCCAUGUCGCCGAGGCCCUCCAGGUGCCCUAUUACCGCGCCUUCACCAUGCCAUGGACCCGCACGCGCGCCUACCCGCACGCCUUUGCCGUGCCAGGCAACAAGGCCGGCGGCAACUACAACUACAUGUCGUACGUCAUCUUUGACCAGAUCUUUUGGCGCGCGGCAGCCGGCCAGAUUAAUCGCUGGCGCAAGAAACACCUGGGCCUGCGCUCGACCAACAUCGACAAGCUCGAGCAGCACAAGGUGCCGUUCAUCUACAACUUUAGUCCGAGCCUGGUGCCGCGCCCGCUGGACUGGUUCGAGUGGAUCCACGUGACAGGUUUCUGGUUCCUCGACGGCCCAGACAAUUCAUCGAGCCGCAAGUGGCAGCCGCCGGCAGACCUGGUGGCGUUCAUCGACCGGGCGCGCGUCAACGGCCGCAAGCUGGUCUACAUUGGUUGGGGCUCGAUUGUCGUGUCGGACGCCGAGGCCAUGACCCGCUGCGUGCUCGAGGCGGUCAAGAAGAGCGGCGUCUGCGCCAUCAUCUCCAAGGGCUGGUCCGACCGCCUCUCGUCGGGCUCCAACCCGGGCUCGACGGUCUCCGACCCUGCCGUCCUCGACGACGUCUUUCAGGUGUCGUCGGUGCCGCACGACUGGCUCUUCCCGCUCAUCGAUGCCGCCUGCCAUCACGGCGGCGCCGGCACGUUGGGCGCCAGCCUGCGCGCCGGUCUGCCCACGAUUGUCAAGCCGUACUUUGGCGACCAGUUCUUUUGGGGCCAGCAGGUCGAGAGCCUCGGCGUGGGGAGCUGCGUCAAGAACCUCACUGCCGACGCCCUCGCAGCGGCGCUCCGGACGGCGACGACCAACGCCAAGCAGAUUGAGGGGGCCCGGGCGCUCGGCGCCCAGAUCAGGGCAGAGGACGGCGUGGGCGAGGCCAUCAAGGCCAUCUACCGCGACCUCGACUAUGCGCGCGGCCGGAUCAAGCGCGACACGAGGCUGCCCACCGAGACGCAGCGCGGUCAAGGCCAGGAUGCCGACUCGACGCCCCUACUUCAGCAGGGCGCCAUGCCGCCUCGUGCAGACGUCAACGACGACGAGCAGCCGCACGACGGCACGGCUGCCCGGGCAGCGGGCCCGGUCACCGAUGCGGUGCAGGCGGCGGCCGAUACGUCGCACGAGCGCGAGCACGAGCACGAGCACGGCAGCUGCAGCGCCGAGCACACGUCCGACGAGUGGUCGGACGUCGGCGGCCCACUGAGCCCCGCCAUGAGCGGCAGCCACGACGAUCCCUCGAGCUCCCUCUUCCUGUCGAGCCACCACGACGCCCCUACCACCGGCGCCUGA